Molecule: messenger RNA, 792 nt
Organism: Trypanosoma rangeli
Lineage: Eukaryota; Euglenozoa; Kinetoplastea; Trypanosomatida; Trypanosomatidae
Product: putative methyltransferase
Exons: 1
Coding region: 1-792 (263 amino acids)
Source: RefSeq, a predicted model, not a curated record
AUGUCCAAGUACGCCGACCCCGACUACUGGGAGGAGCGGUACCGCAGCAACGACACCACGUACGACUGGUACCUCACCUUCGACAACCUCGAACCCCACCUGCGCCCGGUGCUGCAGCCGCCGGAGCAAAUCCGCGUGCUGGUGGUUGGCUGCGGCAACAGCCGCCUCUCGAUGGGCCUGUACGACGAGCUGAACAUUCGCAAAAUCACCAGCGUCGAUGUUUCACCUACCGUUAUUGCGCAGAUGGAGCGGCGCUGCAAGGCGAAGAGCGAGAUGCAGUGGGUCUGCUGCGAUCUCGUGAACACGUCGCCAGAGAAGCUGCUGACGUUGCUGUGCCCGAACGACCACCUGUUUGACUUCAUCAUUGACAAGGGCCUCAUCGACGCCGUCCUUGGCGGGCAUAACUCUUUUCACAACGUUUACACGCUGAUGAAGAACCUCUCGCGGCUGCUGAAGAAGGGCGGACACUUCCUCUCUGUGUCAUACGGGUCGCCGGAGACCCGCAUAGACCACUUCCGCCGCCGCAAGCUCUACUUUGACGUCGAGCACAAGCCUAUUGAGAAGCCAAUGUUCAGCUCAACAGCGCAGCCGACCGGGCAUUAUCACCUCUACACUGUGACGAAGCUGGGGGAGAAGCAGGUGGUGGCGGUCGGGGGAGGCGCGGGGGGCGGUUUGGAAGGCGUGAACGCCAGUGCCGACUCUGAGUCCGACGAGGAUGAGUUUUACGAUCGCUUCAUGACACAGACGUCUCCGGCGCUGGCGGAAGACGCGAGCCGCAUCCGCACGCUGUAG